UGACUCCGGCUCAGGAACAACUACAAAUCCCAAAAGUGACCGCGCGCAUCAGCUCCGGGAAGGAGGCAGGCUCUGCGCUAGGUCCGAUGGGAGUUGUAGUGUCGCUGAGCUUUCUGGGCAUCGUAGUUCUGCGCCUCUACAGCCGGUAGGGCGAGGCGGCGCUGGUGCUUCAGAGCCGCGCUCUGGGGCCAAGAUGGCGGCGCGCCGGGGACGGGAAGACGGUGCCGCGCCGCCCCCAGGAGGGGGCCCCGGACCAGGCCCCGGCGGCGGGAUGCGCGGCGGCAAGCGUGGCUCCUGCCAACGGAGCCCCGAGCCCUCAGGAGCCGCGGGGAGCCUCGGGAGUCGGCAGCAGGUUCUGCUGGAAGAGGAGGAGGAAGAGGAGGCUGGCUUCCUCAGCCUGUCCCAGAAUGAUCUAUUUGACCUGGAGGGAGAUGAUGAAUUAGGAGAGGAAGAGGAGAUGUUCCUACAGAGCGAGGUCCUGUUGGAGACCAUGCAGAGUUAUAUGGAUGCUUCUAUCAUCUCCAUCAUUGAAGACUUAAGUGGAUCUGGAGAGCAGAGCAGGGUGACCUCAGAGGACCAGAAUGAAGUGUCUCUGCUCACAGCUCUCACUGAAAUACUUGACAAUGCCGACUCUGAGAAUCCAUCACCCUUUGAUACCAUUCCAGACUCGGAGCUGCUUGCAUCUCCUCGGGAGAACACCUCGUUGCACAAACUGCUGGGUUUUUCUCGCUCAUCCCCAGAAAACGAUGCGGAUGACCAAUGGGGACCCAAGACACACAGUAUGGCCCCUACUAUUGGCAGGGUUGAGAUGUGUGUCUCCGAUUCUUCCUGGGAUCUUCCCCCAUCUCCCUUCUUGGAGACCUCUUCCCCAAAGAUCCCAGGAUGGAAGACCCCAAGAUCCCGGCCCCGAUGGGGUCAGCUUUCUCCCUUGCAGCGCAGUGAUGGAGAGGAGGAAGAAGAUGCCAGACUCAGCAGUGACAGAGUCGCAACAGCGGGCUCCUCUGCUGACAACACUGAAGACUUCCCUAUGCACCUGGCCUGCCCGGGGGAGGAGGAGGAGGAGGAGGAGGAGGCUACCCCAGUCGGAGAUGAGAGCAUCUCCUCUCUAAGUGAGCUAGUGCGGGCCAUGCAUCCCUACUGUCUGCCCAGCUUCACGGUUUGCUUGGACUCCUCUGGAGACCAGCAGGAGGAGCAGACUGAAGAGUUGAUGCUGGCUGAAGGGGGCAUGGUUUUGGAGAUCCUAGGCCAAGGGUCUGUGACUGGGGAGGCUCUGGAGAUUCCGGUGGUCUUGCGCCAUCUCCCUCCUUCAGGCCAGCCUAUGGAAGAGUUAGAGCCUGACCUUUCUCAGCAGCUACUAGAGUCUGACCCGGGAGCUGACAUCCCCAUGUGUGGGGAGCCAUGCUUUCAGAAAGAGCCUGUGAUCCCAGGCAGUCCUAAAGGGGGGAGAGAGAAGGGGCCAACAAGCCCAGCCCUGCCUUGUGAUGAAUUGAUGCCAGCACUUGUUGAUGACCCCAAAGGACCCUCUAUUGAUGGGUCUUCAGAUGCACCGAAAGGCCAAAGGGGCCAUCGGAGUCGGAGAAAGAAGACUGAAGCUAUGUUAUUGCCAGACAGGGAGGGAGACAGUAACUAUAUUCGCAAGCUCAGGUCCUCUUCCCGGAGCCACCUGACUGCUGAGAGCCAGCCCUCAGAUCAGCCCCUGGAGGCGUUCUCCAAAGUGGCCCAGGCAUCCUGUGGUCGGAGAAAGCCCCGGGCCAGGCUGGCUGAACCUAGAGUGAUGUCAAGUCUAGAAAAACCAGGCCCACCAGAGCCUGACUCUGUCCCACUAAGUCCCCUUGGACAGUCUGGCCUGGCCAGAGAGGAGCCGCCGACUCUGUCCUCCGGCAGUGUGGAGAUGUCCUUGACCUCAGGGACUUGUGACCAGUCACAGGCCCCAGAGCCAAGCCUUGAGAGUAACAGGCCUCAAAGUGAGAGGGUCUCGAGUCCCUCAAAGACAGAAUGCAGUGCCAGCGUUGGGCCCCAGGAAGCCAAACCCCGACCUUUGAGCCUCUCAGAGUAUUGGCAGAGAAGGCAGCAGCGCCAAGCAGAAGAGCAAGUGCCAGAGCCCCAAACCCCUGCUGGAAAAUGGCCAAGCAUUCCGGAGACACCUACAGAGCUAGCAGAAAUCCCUUGCCUCAUUGUCCCUUCUAAGACAGCUGAGCAGCAGGGCCUUGAGGUACCUUCAAGGCCCAUUGCCCCUGGCAUAGCCAAGCAGAGGACAGCUCAGCAGCCAAGCCCCAAGCUGCCUGCCAGUCCCAUGCCCUCUUCCAGCUUGUCUUCCCCUGAAGCUGACCUCCCGUUGCCAGCCAGACAUACAUCUCUAGCAAGGCAAUCUGUGUCCCCUACAAUGCCUGUGCCCCCUACAAUGCCUGUGCCCCCUACAAUGCCUGUGCCCCCUACAAUGCCCAUGCCCCCAGCUGUGCCUCCUGCAGGACCCAUGCCCCCAGCUGUGCCUCCUACAAUGACUGUUCCAGUGACAAUUCCCAGGCCUCCAGCUCUGCCACCCACAAUGCCACCCCUUCCGGGUGGGCCAGGAAUGCCAUCCAUGGUGCAGCUUUCCUCCAGUGGGCAGACAAUGCCCGAUUUGCUUCUGCCACCACUCCCCCCACCCUGUCUCCCAAGGCCUCCUGAUUCUUAUACCCAAUUUGCCCCAGUGCCUUCCUGGCCCUGUUAUCCCUCAGUACCACCAUCUGUUAACUAUCCUUGCUUGCCACCCCCAGUGCCAGGCACAUCCAAUGCCUAUCCAGUACCUACUCCCCCUGCUGUGCCUUGGGCCCUACCUCCUGCAUCAGUGACAGCUUAUGGUUCUGAUCAUUCUUAUGGGCCUAUGGGUUGGUGUCCAGGCCCGCAGCCUCCUUAUUGGCCAUCUGUACCCCCAGCCCCAUUACCACCACCACCACCACCUCCCCUACCUAAGAACAUCCCACCACCCACCCAUGUUACUGACAUUUUCCCUACUGUGGCUCAUGGUAGCAUACCUGACUCCAGUGCAGUCUCUAUGGUUCCACCACCUAACCUUGUACCAACUUCCCAGGAGGCCUCUCAAUCUGUACCCUCAAGAGCAGAGGUCAAGCAAGGGCCAGCUUCUCAGCAACCCUCGAGACCCUUGUCCCCUACAUCCAAAACCAGGCUGGCCACCCCAAAGAGCCCAAAUGCCAGAAAGAAUGGGGUUCUUGUUGAGGAGCCCAUGGUUCAAAAGGGCCAACUCACGUCAGAGAGUUCUACCCCCCAGAAGGCCCAGCCUGAAACCAAGGAGAGUGUGCAUAGUGAGUCAACAUUAGUCUCGGCAGAUGCCACUGGGUCUGUGCCUAAGCAGUGCCAAGUGGCCAAGAUGCCCAAUGUACAUCCAGCUCGACUUCGGAGACUCAACUUCCUGCCUUCUGCACACACCCAGGGUUCUGAGGAUGUGGUACAAGCUUUUAUCAGUGAGAUUGGAAUUGAAGCAUCUGAUCUAUCCAGUCUUCUGGAGCAAUUUGAGAAGUCUGAAGUCAAAAAGGAGUGUAUUCCAGCGGGAUCUGCUGAUACCUUAGCUAUAGGAAACUCAGGGGUUGACAUCUCCCAGGAAAAGCGACCUCUUGACCGGUUACAAGCCCCAGAGCUGGCCAACGUUGCAGGCCUGACCCCUCCUGCUACUCCACCUCAUCAACUCUGGAAACCCUUGGCUGCAGUCUCAUUACUGGCCAAGCCAGGGUCUCCUGAUUCUCCUACCCAAGAUAAAGGGCAGAAGCCCGUGGGAAACAUGGAGGCCAAACGUGCAACUGCAGCUCGACUCCGAGGGCGGGUCCCAGGACCUAGCCCAGUUCAUGUGGGCUCUGGGGACCAUGACUAUUGCAUCCUAAGCCCUACAGUGACCCCAGGGCCUGAGUUGGGAUCACGCUGGAAUGUCAAACGACAUCAAGAUAUUACAAUUAAGCCUAUCCUUUCUCUGGGCACUUCAGCUGCUUUGCCAGUAUGCCCAGCCACGUGCCAGAAACAGCAGCUGGAUCAUAGGACUAGUGAAGAAAUGGAAGCAACCCCUCCAGCCCCAACCGCUACCCCUGACCAGCACCCUUCUGUGCUGUUGUCCCCAGAGGCUUCACCUGGCCGUAAUGAUGACACUAGGACUCCCCCCGGGGCUUUGGCCAAGCAGCCAGUUCACUGCUAUCAGAAGGCCAUUGCUUCAUCCAGCCCUCCAGGCCGUGUUUGGCGAGGCCGCAGCAGCCGUUCAUGUUCCAAUGGGGCUAGUGAGGCCUCUUCCUCCUCGGCGUCUUCAUCUUCCAGAUCCAGGUCCAGGUCUCGCUCCCAUUCCCGUUCCCGGUCCAAGUCUAGGUCCAUCUCCCCACCACCCAAGAGAUGGCGCAGCUACAGGUCCCGUUGUUCCCGUAGUACCCGAUCCUCUUCUAGGUCCAGCUGUGAUUCCUGGGGACACUCUCGGCGGCGAUCUUCCUCGUCGUCGUCUUCUACAUCUUCUUCUUCAUCCUCAUCCAGUUCUCAGAGCCGAUCUCGUUCUCCGUCCCCUCGUAGGAGGAGUAAUAGGAGACGGAGGUACGACUACUAUGAUUCCCAGGACCACUACCAAAGGCAGAAAAUUCUUCAGAAGGAACGUGCAAUAGAGGAAAGGAGAGUGGUCUUCAUUGGGAAAAUUCCAGGCUGCAUGACUCGGUCAGAGUUGAAACAUCGGUUCUCAGUCUUUGGAGAGAUUGAAGAAUGUACCAUUCACUUCCGCUUUGAAGGUGACAACUAUGGCUUUGUCACCUACCGAUAUGCUGAAGAAGCAUUUGCAGCCAUCGAGAGUGGUCACAAACUUCGGAGGGCAGGAGAGCAGCCCUUUGACCUCUGCUUUGGGGGCCGAAGGCAAUUCUGCAAGAGGAAUUAUGCAGAUUUGGACUCCAACUGGGAGGAGUUUGACCCUGCCCCCGUGAAGAGCAAAUUUGAUUCAGUCGACUUUGACACAUUACUAAAACAGGCCCAGAAGAACCUUCGGAGGUAACCCUGGGCCUCCAGCCCCUGUCCCUCCAGAAGUCCCUCCCCCUCGCCCCCUGGAGCACCCGUUGCUUCUGGAUGAGGGGGGAAGAGCUGCUAGUGAGAUGGCUGUUUUAUAAAGAAAAUGGAAAAAUAAGUGAAAUUUAAAAAAAAGUAAAAGAAUUUUUCUAAAAAAAAA
This is a messenger RNA of Sarcophilus harrisii (Tasmanian devil), 5176 nucleotides long. It is a transcript of the gene PPRC1, whose product is annotated as PPARG related coactivator 1. The transcript has 14 exons. The record is from RefSeq and is a predicted model, not a curated record. Lineage: Eukaryota; Metazoa; Chordata; Mammalia; Dasyuromorphia; Dasyuridae. Gene Ontology annotation, molecular function: RNA binding; transcription factor binding. Gene Ontology annotation, cellular component: nucleus. The coding region runs from base 194 to 5005 and encodes 1603 amino acids. Gene Ontology annotation, biological process: positive regulation of transcription by RNA polymerase II.